AUGUCCAAAUCCAAUGUUUUAAUUGCUGGUGCCGGCAUUGCUGGACCAGUUCUCGCCUUUUGGCUUUCAAGAGCUGGCAUGAGAUCAGUAGUAGUCGAACGCGCACCAGGAUUGCGGACUGCUGGACAAACAAUAGACAUUCGCGGUGUAGGCUUCGAAGUGGUACGUAGAAUGGGCCUCGAAGAACUUAUUCGCAGUAGAACCACUCGUGAACAAGGUAUCGCAAUAGUAGAUGCAUCAAAUCGAAAACGGGCGGAAUUUCCUGUAAGUCUACCUGGCGGAGGUCAGGGCUUCACUUCAGACAUCGAGAUAGUACGCGGUGAACUCGUUAAGAUUCUCUAUGAAUCAACCUGCAACAGCAACAAUGUAGAGUAUGUUUUCGAAGAUUAUAUCACGUCUAUUAAGGAUCACGGCGAUCGUGUAGAAGUUGGUUUUGCAAAGGGCUCUGUCCGUGAGUUCGAUCUAGUGGUUGCAGCAGAUGGAAUGCACUCGAAAACACGUCGUCUUGUGUUCGAUGGGCAGUCUUCGCUUCGUCCUCUUGGCCAGCACGUGUGCUAUUUUACGAUUCCAUAUCACGAAUCAGAUGGUACUUGGGCACGCUGGUACAAUGCACCAGGUGGUAGAACUAUUUUACUGCGGCCAGAUAAUCUUGGAACAACUCGUGCACUUCUGGCAAUAACGAGCAAUUCUUCAGAAGCAUACGAAAAACUUGAUGUAAAGGCACAAAAGGAAGCGAUACACAAGAUAUUUGCCGAUGCUGGAUGGGAAGCUUCUCGUGUUCUUUCAGCGAUGGAUGCAGCGUCUGAUUUCUAUUUACAAGAAAUUGCGCAAAUCAAGAUGGAACAUUGGUCGAAAGGUCGAGUUGCUCUCUUAGGUGAUGCAGGAUAUUGUCCUUCGCCUAUAAGUGGUAUGGGAACAAGCCUAGCAAUCGUCGGAAGUUAUAUUCUCGCAGGAGAGCUUGCUCGUUGCAAAAAUCAUCAGGAUGCAUUUGCUUCUUAUGAAAGUCUUAUACGUCCCUAUGUCGACAAGGCACAAAAGCUACCUCCUGGAGCGCCGCAAAUUGCUAAUCCUCAGACUCAAUUUGGGAUUUCCCCUAAACCACCUGAGGCACUUGGUCGCAUAACUAUUUACAUCCGAAAGCCAUCUCCAGAUGAUGAUGAUGACCGCAAACCCCCUCUACGUGUUUAUAUUCCUGCUGCUCGCUAUUAUGCGCGACGAUUUCCUUUGAAAGGUCCAUUUUUAAAUUUCAUGCUCUCAACACCUAUCUUUGCCAAUCGAGCAACUCAAGAAACAAUUAUUUAUUCACCGUCACGAGUUUACAUUCUACCUGCAUUGACUGAUGGUCGUGGCAAACUAUAUUCGAUAGCCAGACUUAUUGCAACAGGUUAUGCUAGUUUCACCGCGGAGGAAAUGCAUUCAUCCAAGUCAAUUGAUGUGAAUACUUAUUUUCAAUCAAGCGCAGUUACUGGUGCUCGUGUUCCAAAAAUAGACACUCAAAGAGGUGGUUUUUCGAGUGGUCUCCGUGUCAACGUUGAUUCUUUUGGUAUUUAUGGCGAUGAAGACAUGAAUGAUGAUAGUGACGAGUACUAUGAAGAGGAUAAUGAUAAAAACAACAAGCAUCAUCAUACAUAUGAUAAACCACGUCACCGGAAUUCAAAAGACGACUCAUCAGAAACGACAAUAACAUCAACCAAGAAGACCACAAGUGUAUCAACAGCAACAAAGAAAUCAGUUCCACAUUACGAUCAUGCUGGUGUUAAUUUUACAUUGAUUCUCGAAUACAUUUUUCCAUAUCCUCAAUCUAAGAAACCCGUUAUUGGCAUUAACGGUACAUCUCCUGGUCCAUUGAUUGAUGUGUUCGAAAAUGAUACAGUUAUAAUUCGAGUCAUUAAUCGAUUAGAUGUUCCUACAGCCAUUCAUUGGCAUGGUGUUCGACAAAUAGGUACACCAGAUAUGGACGGUGCUGUUGGAUUAAGUCAGUGUGCUAUACCUCCAGGACAUGAAAUGAUUUACAAGUUUCAAGCAACACCAGCAGGAUCAACAUGGUAUCAUGGACAUCUUCUUGAACAACUCACAGACGGAUUAUUUGGACCAUUAAUUAUUCGUCGUCGCCCGGAAUCAUAUUCAGAUUUGUAUCAAAGCGAACAAAUACUUACAAUCGCAGAUUGGUACAAUAUUCCUGCGCACACGGGACUAGUCCCCUAUCAUUAUAGUCCAACAAAUCCUUUUGGUCUUCCUCCUCCACCAGAUGCUAUUGUGGUAAAUGGUAGUUUUACUCAGUCGUUGGUCAUUCCAGCUAAUGGUUCAGAAGUUAUUCGAUUUCGUGUAAUAUGUGCUACUGCAUUCUCAAUGUUUACAAUAUCAAUUGAUGGUUUGCGGUUAUAUAUUAUUGAAGUCGAUACAACAACGACCAUACCUUAUGCAGUCGAUUCGUUUACAGUAAAUGUUGCCCAACGUGUUUCAUUCUACGUUAACUUGACCGAAUUAGAUCCGACUUAUAAUUCAUCCGGUACCCCAUCAGUUUAUAUACGAAUACAAGCUAAUGAGGCAGUCUAUGCUCAAGACGUUCCUCAUUUUAUUCCUCCUUACGAAAAUCGAUGUUAUCCUUAUCCAACUUUCUUCACUUCAUUGUAUCUUGCCGUUUUAUCACUUGAUUCAACAAACUCAGCACCAACAUAUGCAGCUAGUUCAGCGACUCCAAUCCUAUCGAAUGUUAGUCCUCCACUGGAUACAAAUAUUCUAGAUGCUCGACCUCUAAUUCGAAAUGCAGACGGAAUUCCAGAUUCAACUCAUUACUGUUAUAUUGAGGUUACAUUUGGUGCCGAUUCAGAUGGAUAUGGUGUUGCAUUUGUGAAUAACGUCACAUAUAGUUCAGAUGCAAAUUAUAUGCAUAUGAGAGAUGAUCCACCAGCGGGAUUUACUUCGGACUUAUAUGAACCCUUAGUCUUUCAAAUGGUCAGAAAGGCUGGUCAAUUAGCAAUUCCAUCACCUCUUCUUCAAGCGGGAAACGAUUUGCCAGUUAUUCAAAGUGAUCAAAACGGACAUUACUUAAUCCCUUAUCAAGCUGUUGUUGAUAUUCUUAUAAACAACACAGCUGGUGGUGAACAUCCUUUUCAUUUACAUGGCCAUAAUUUUUGGAUUGUCUCAUCAUCGGACUAUCCCGAAGCUGAAAAGCUGUAUGCAGGAGACUAUAUUCAACGUGAUACUGUCAGUGUACCAGCAGGCGGUUGGGCUAAAAUUCGAUUUGUAGCCGAUAAUCCUGGUGCUUGGUUCUUUCAUUGUCACAUCGAAUGGCACAUGGCAGAUGGACUAGCUGUAGCUAUCAUUGUUGCACCUGAACAGCUUUUGACUAAUGGUUAUAAUAUUCCACAAAGUGGACAAAAACAGUGCGAAGCACUACAACGAUUCAAUACGACUUAUGACCCUGUAUUACCCUCAAAUUAA
This is a messenger RNA of Adineta steineri, 3444 nucleotides long. Lineage: Eukaryota; Metazoa; Rotifera; Eurotatoria; Adinetida; Adinetidae. The record is from the annotation of a GenBank genome assembly.